GAGAAGGUACCUACUGUGGGAGAAGUGGGGGCCGUUAGAUAUCCAGUUAAAGGUCAGUUCCGAUCCGUACCGUAUCAGUAACGACACGGAGCGGUGUCGGAUGUGCGUGAACGUGCCCAUUCGAAAACAACAGAAGAAUAUUUAAUAUUACUGACACCGAACGUAUACGUGUAAAUAGACCUUAAUCAAUUACAAAAGCGUGUAAAAACAGCAAAACUAUACUUUAACAAAAGUUCCAAUUUACAUUUUCGAACGCGACCAUCUUGAACGUAAUCGACGCGAUUUUCGCGCGAAACGCGUCGCGGUUCGCGAUGCGUAUCUCGGUAUCGCGUGUUCACAGGUGUACGCCCGCAGUCGCAAUCCGCUGCUGCACAGUCCGCACCCGUACGUUCCGUGUAGUGCGUCUCAGAAAACUGUCCUUAUCGGAGCAUCGACGUAUACAACGUACACGUACACGCGUACGGUGAAAUCGAAUUUGAAAAAAAUAGGAAAAACAGGGAAACGCAGUUAAAGAACGAUCGGAGGCCGCGACGGUCGUGCGUUUCGUUGGAACGACAAAACGCACGGGAGCCGUCGAAUCACCCCGGCGUUAAAUGUGGCCGACGUGCGAAACGACGGUGCGGUACGUCGUUAACAAAGCUGGUGGUUGUUUUGAGCCUGGAGUGUUACCCGAUUAGAAUGGUUCCGUGUGUCGCGCGCAUCGCUGGCGACCCGUAGUGUUGUGCCAAAAUAAAAUCGGCGUCUAGCUGUUCCUAGCUGGGAACUGCCAGUGGACGGAUGCGCCUCGCCGUUCGGUCUCGUUUGGAAACGGCGGGACGAGCUAUGCGGGAUCGCGAUCACCCGCUCUUUUGUUUCGAGGACUAUGGGUGUCAUAGCAAACCGCUGACGUGCGUCCCGGUAUUUUAAAAGAUAAAAAGAAAAUCGGCCGAACGCGCCGUGGGCUGCGAGCAGUGUUUUUUUUUUUCUUUUUCAUACUUCUGUUCGGCUCCGUGUCCGUCGCUCUCGAAUCCGCAGCCCGGUGGAUUUUCGAUCCGACCUGGCCGAAUAACACACCUGAGAACGGGGUUGCGACACGCGAUAUAUUUCUCCUACGUGCGUGUUUUCAACAACCUUAUCCGCCCUGACGUGAUUCGCCCGGUUUGCCCGCCACAGGACGGGUUAUGUUUCCCACUUUCAUCGGGAUUCUAGACAUUCAAUCGUGGUGGGAGGUGCCAAGUAUAGCACACUUCUGCUCAUUAUUUAGGGCUGCCUUCAAUCUUCUGGACUUUGAUAUUGAGGACUUAGAAGAAGCAUUGUUAACGGAUGGAGGAACGGAGGGACGUUUAGUACAGGAGCUGAUAGUCAGGUUACUCGAAGGUUGUUUACCCAACGACACUCGCAAUGACAUCUCCACUUUUAAUUAUCAGAUGUUUCUCCGUAGACUGUUUCGUAAGAAAUGUCAGGAAUACAAAUGCGAGAAUCCUUUUAAUACAGAUGUAGAUUUCGAGUUGUUACCUCUUCGGCAGAAAGUAGAAAUAUUAAGAGCUCUCUGCGACUUUAGGCUUGACGCUGAAGACGUGGAGCAAUCAUUAAGUAAUUUGGACUCGGAUAGUCUGCGAGUCGAACCUUUAGGACAUGAUCGUAAGAAUUCUGCCUAUUGGUACUUCUACGGCACUCGAUUAUAUAGGGAGGACUACGUCGAUACUUCUGACAGCAUCUCACAUAAACAGAAAAGUAAACCUAGGGAUAAAAAGCGCAAAAGACGACGAAGCAGAGUGGCUAAGGAGGAAGAGGAAGAGGAGGAGAAGAAGGAAGACGGUUUAAUACAAGAGGAAGGGAAAGAAAGUGUUUGGCAAGUUGUCUGCUUCACUCAGCAGGACUGGAGUCGUUUAGUUGAGAAAUUUCGCGAUUCGGAGUACGAUACCGAACGUAAACUCUACCGUACUCUAUCCGAGGAUUUCAUGCCGGAAAUACCGAAGCUUUUUGAUUUGAAGGAGAAGCAACAACGGCGCAAGUUGUUGCAACGUAACAGUUCCCGUGUUCUUCGAAGUCACGAGCCCGCGACACAGAUGGAAACAGUCAUGGUUAGAUCGAAGAUCAAAACUAAAACAAACAAAGGGAGCAAAAAGGGGACUCAGAACUCGAAGAAUGUUUACGUUAAAGAGGAAACACCUCCGCCCUUAUCUUUGCCGCCCGUUCAAAAGAAAGGACGGCAGACUAACAAUUCGUUGGCUUCUGCCGUUGGCCAGAUCGUGAUUCACACCAGGGACGAAGUGGAAGGAUUAGAGAAAAAGAAAGGCGUCGGAAGUAACAGUGACGGGAAUUACGUUGCUUCUAAUUAUGGAUAUAAAUUCGGAUAUUCGUUUGGAAUCGAGGAAGAAGAGCGUCGCGUUGGGAUGCAUAAGGUUCUCGAAAGUCUCAAGGAUCACGUGGAUGCCUGGCCAUUCAUUGAUCCUGUGGACGAAGAAUAUGCACCAAGAUACUAUAGCGUGGUACGGAAACCUAUGGAUCUUAGUACGAUGGAGGAGAAACUCGACGGUGGUUUAUACAAGAAUUUAAACGAUUUUAAACGUGAUUUUGCUCUUAUAGUGGAUAAUUGUAGGCAAUACAAUGGUUCCGACAAUGAGUACACAGAAAUGGCAGUGAAUCUUAAAGAUGCAUUCGACAAAGCUGUGAAUCGCUAUUUGGAAUCGGAAACAUCCAGCGACGAGGAUGCUUCGUCGCCGAAACCGUUCAUCGCCACGCCCGCGUCUCCGUCGUGUCCUUCUCGAGUUUCGUCCCCGCACCAGAAUCGUAAACGUUCGAAAAAGUCUACGAAAAAAUCGAAAUCGUACAAAUCCGAGAGCAAAGGAAAGUCCAAAGUGAACGAUAAGAACGAAGAAGAGGAGAAACGGGGGAAGAAUUAUAAACUUCCGAAGAAGAAGAGGGUGAAGAAAAAGAGUAAACGAGCGAAGGACGAAGAAUCGGUGAACGAAGAAGAACAGGAAGAGCAAGAGAGCGAGGACGCCGUGUCCGAGUCGAGUAUCGUGACUUCGAAGAGAAGGAAGCAUAUCGACGCGAACAAUUUAUUGUUGAAAACCAAAAAGCUGUCAUCCAAAGAAUCGGAGGAGUUGAAGAAGAUGAACAAGAAGAUUAGUAAGGAACGUCAUCAGAAGAAGGAAGCGGAUAACGUGCGGCCGAUAAAAGAAUCAAAAGAGAACAAAAAGCGGAAAGAGGACUUCGAGGAGGAUUACGAGCCCCUAGUCAUCGCGAAAAGUAAAAGUAGAAAGAUCGAGAAGAAAGAGCUCGAGGAGACCGAGAUACUUACGAAUAACGCCAAGAAAAGUAAAGCGAAAAAGGUCGAAUCUCAGGAGGACGAGGCGGAGCCGGAUGACACGGAGAAAACUCAGCAUAUCAAAGUUAAGAAGAGUCGGAAAAAGGAGAAGGGGGCCUUGAAGGUUUCGAAGCCUGACGAGAAGUACGAGAAAAGUCGAGCGAAGGACAAAGAGAAAAAAUCAAAACAGAAAAACGACGAACUGAAAAACGGGGAGAUAUCGAGCGAAAUAGAUUCCAAAGACUUAGAUCUAGAAAGCGAUUUAGAUUCGAAGAAAACUCAUACGUCUAAGAAAAUUGCCGCUUUUAUAGGUGACAAGGAUAUAGAAUCCUUGGACGGUUUAAAGGAUAAGAUUAGCGAAAGGCGACGGGAGGAGAAGCUGAAGAAUGAAAAAGAGAAACAGAAGAAACCGGCGAAAAGCGAUCUUCACAAUGUGUAUUCAAAAAAAGUGCCUUCAAACGGUAGUACCUUUCACGACAGCGAUAAAGCCAGCGCAAGACGACCAAAGUUAAAAAAGGGAAUGAAAGAAGAUAAAGUUCCUACCACGGAGGAUGCGGUGAAAACCCAAGACCAAGAACCAACUGAAACAAAGAAAGUAAAAGUGGCUUCGACCAAGCAUACCAAAGGAUUUGGGAAGGAGGAAAGCUCGAUACAAGCAUUGAAUCAAGCGACGGAGCAAACACUCCAUGACAUCAACAAAUGGCUAGAUGACGCACCAAAGCUUUCCGAAUUUUCUUCCGGGAGCGAUUCUCCGAUAUUUCAUUCUUCCGUUGAGUCUGGUCGGUCGGGACCAAAGGUAGAAGCACCGAGAAAACGACCAAGUUCUAUUAAAAUCUUUGGCCCUCACGGACCCACCAGACCAAAAAAGAUACAACGUACGAUCGAUCGUUUGCAGCCUGGUAAAAGCAAGGGGAACUUGCUUUUGAAAAAACCGCUCAACUUACCGAGCGUUAACGCUAACGAGACAGCUGUUAACCAGUCGGCGAGCGACACCGAUCAGGCGAACAAGAACGCCGACGAGGAACCAAAACUUAGUUUAGGAACUGUGUUAAAGAACGUAGACUCCAUUCAGUUGAUUUGCAAGAGCUUAGUCUCCUCGCCGAAUCCGAAUUUUUCGAACGACGACGAGGAAGAGGACCACAACGCUCUCCCCGUGGCCCCUGUGCCUAGCUUGAAAGAAGAGAAAUCGUCGACCGGAAAACCGACGACGCAGACGCAAACGGUGGCAGAGGAAUCUAAAGACAGCCAAUCCAGCGUAAAAGAGACUCAGAAGCCUAAAGCUGCGACGCCGAACUUGAGCGCCUGGUUCAAAGCGUUCGGGGCACCGAAAUCGAAGAAGAAGGACGAGGAAUCGGAGGACGGCGCGGCUAAGAAAGACGGCGAAUUGCCAGAGGUGUUCUGCGGCAGACAGAGAAGAAUGAGCACCGGCGGUAGCAGCGUGAGCGAAUCCGUUUCCAGUUUCUCUCAAGAAUCGCCACCUGGACGGGCAGGUCGAUCUCCACAGGGACAGCCCGUGAUGGCCUCGGUCGAGCCGCAAAUUAGAGGAGCCGGAUUCUAUCAGGACGCCCUGUCGACGGGAAGUAGUCCUUACAACAGUCCUUAUUACGCCACACCUCCUAGAUACAGUGCCCAAUUGCCGCCCACUCCGUCUCCGCAAAAUCAUCCGCUGUCUCCGGCCUAUCCGUCGUCCUCUUACGAACAAGCGCCUCUCUUUUCCCAAAUACCGGCUCAGCAACCCCAUACAACGUUUCAGAAGUCCCCGCAGGAGAGUUCCGGUGAAGUGUAUCACCAAUUAUCGCCCACGUUCCCGCAGCGUUCCCCUCAGGCCAGCUUUCCUCCGAAUUCGACUCCGCCAGAGACCUUCAAUCAACAAUUGCAACCCGCCGCUAUUCAGAAUCCGUCUCCGGUCUAUUCGCAACACUCUCCGCAACCGAUCCAGCAGGUGUUUCCUCAGCCUUCCCCGCAGCCGCCACCCUCGAAUUACUCGCAACCGUCGCCACAGCAACCUCCUACCCCGAAAUACUCACAACUCUCUCCGCAACAAAACGCAACCAAUUACUCCCAGCCUUCUCCUCAAGCCUCUAGUUACUCUCAAGCGUCGCCUCAGCAACCACAUUCCCCGUACUCUCAGCCGUCCCCUCAGCCACCGCCCACCUAUUCCCAGCCGUCUCCCCAACAGCAACACUCUCCUUACGCCCAGUCGCCGCAGCAAUCGUCCAGUUACUCUCAGCUAUCCCCGCAACCGCCAGCAACCUACUCUCAGCCAUCCCCACAGGCCCCGGCCGUAUUUCCGCAACAAUCUCAACCAUCGAACUACUCCCAUCCAUCUCCGCAGACCCAUUCCGCCAACUACUCGCAGCCGUCGCCUCAACCUCUCACCGUGUACUCGCAGCCGUCGCCUCAACCACGGAAUUACUCUCAACCGUCGCCCCAGCAACAGAUUCAGCCCUUUCCCCAGCAUUCCCCUCAGCCACCCGCCACGUUCUCUCAACCCUCGCCUCAGAACGCGUCCUAUUCCCAACCGUCGCCGCAGCCGCCAGUCAAUUACUCUCAACCAUCCCCUCAGCAGUCCGUCAAUUAUUCCCACUCGAUCCACUCGCCUCAAACCCCUCAGAAUUACUCUCAGCUCUCCCCUCAACAAGCACCACCCAGCAACUAUUCCCAACCGUCUCCCACGCCUCAACAGUCCCGCAACUUUUCUCAACCGUCACCGUCGCCUCAACAGUCUCGCAGCUUGUCACAGCCGUCCCCGUCGCCUCAACAAUCUCGCAGCUUCUCUCAAUCGUCGCCUCAACAGAAAUCCGUCUGCACCUCGCAAGCAUCGCAACAGUCCUCGAGCUACUCGCAGCCAUCCCCGCAACAGAGUACAAACUACACGCCGCAACCGCAGCCGUCUAAAGGCACGGAGGAUUUGUCACAGAGCACGGCCACAGCCUCGCCGGCUGCCGCGAACUACACCCAAGGAUUCAAGCAGAAUUCCUACAUCCAAUCGCCAACCCCGUCCAUCAGCGAGGCAGAGCAUCGAACGGAGUAUCUCAAGUCCGCCGCCAGCACCGCCGAGAAGACCCCGACCGGGGACCAGCAACGAAACUUCGCCGUGGGAACGGAGGCGUCGUUGAACCUGAACGCCAACCAUCAGAUCUAUCAAUCCACUAAUCAGUAUUCAGCGUUCGGGAACAAUUACCCCAACAUCGACCUACAGAGGUCCGUCUCGCGCCAGGAACAACCGCAACAGCAGCAACAGACCCAGGAGCAACGUUCCAGCUUCGCGGAGCUGACGGAGUCCCUGAACGCGCAGAAGUACGUUCAGCAGCGUUCGUUCCUCGGGAAGACGUCCGCCGCCGGCGAGCAGCUGUCGACGCAGGACCAGUCGCAGAUACUAGCGUUCCAGCAGAAUCUGACGGCCCACGAGCAGCUCUAUCCGAGCGGUUUUCAAGCGUCCGGGUACUCUAUGCCGAAUUCCAGACCCGUGUAUCCCAGCCCGCAUUACUUUGACGCCGGCUCGAAGACCGCCACUGGUGGAGCUGCUAACAGUUCAGCCAGUAACCUGCCUCCCGUUAAGAAACGCAUAUACAACGAGUCGCCCAACGAGACGACUCGUACCAUAAACCAAGAGCCUACAGGUAGAACAGGUCAGGAGCAGUUCAGUUUUGAUCCGAUAAUGGGCUUGCCUCAACCCGACGCUGUUUCAGCCAGUCAAUUCGACGCCGCGUUCGUUGGGAACUUGACCGAUCCCGUGGCCACGAAUAACGCUUACGCUCGUUUGGGUCUGGGUCUGGUGGGUCGCGCGAGCAAAGAGCAACAGCAGCUGUUGACCAUCCCUCGACCGCCCGCGACCAAGUCCGAACAUUUAGCGUACUCGAGGAGUCCAGCGCCAGGUGCCGCCGAGCUGGACCUCAAUAUUCUACAGAGCUUGCAAACAGCGGCCAAGAACACGCAGGGUAUACUGUCCAUGUCUCGCAGAGGCGGGGACACCUUGGCCACUGGUUCCACGGCCGCACCGACGAAGACGAGGAAGAGCAGGAAGAGCAAACAGCAGCAGCAACAGGAGCAGCAGAACGUCGCGAACGUUUCGUCCGCGGUCAGCACCGAUACCCAAUCGACCGGUAUACCUGGCUUCUCGCAGUAUACAGGGACAUCCGCGGACUCGAUCAGUCUGAAGAACACCGGCAUGGUCCCACCAGCUGGAAGUGCCUUCAAUUUCGCCGCGUCGACCAGUACCACCACCAGCUCAGCCUUCUACGACAAGGACGCGACAGCUGCGGCGUUCGCGUUCUUGGACGAGUUUCGAAAUCCAAACCGAUACUACAGCAUGGCCCUGAGGCAGCAACAGCAGCAACAGCAGCCCCAACACCCGCCUGUGACGGACGCAGCUCAGCAAGCCUGCAACAAGCUCAGCAACCAACCGCCGAGAAACUAUCCGCCUCAUCCUUUUCUUCAUUCCGCUCAGAGAUCGGCGGCGUACGGUCCGCCAGUGUCCGCGUACGUCACGCCUCAUGGACCGAACCUAACGAUGGACCCAACCGCGUACCAACAGUACAUUCAUUCCCUCUACGCUCUUCAACCGCCGCCGCAUCAUCAUCGACCGUCCUGGCUUUAGCCGUUAAAAUCUUUGUAAAGGGCGUCUUAAGCGUUUUGUACGACGACAUUUCGGGCCGGAUACACACCGUCCUUCCGCUAGAUGGACGAAAUAGCGUUUUAAACCAGGGAUAGAAAUUGACGGACGUUCGCCGACCCAGAUGGUAUGUUGACUUCAUUGCUCCAACCAGACCUGGACGAUUUUCAUGUAACGUUAUUCGAGAUACUGUUUCACCUAUUCUUAUUCACCUGUUAUUGUUGUGAGUUUGUAGGCGUCGAAGUUGAACCAACUCGAAGUUGAGCCCGUGGUAUGUCGGAAGGUGCGAGACUCCAGCGGUGGAUUGGGGACACAGGAACGAUGGGAGGAAGUUCGUGCAAAUAUGUGCUCUGUUUGAAUUUUGUUCCCAAGGUACAGCGAUUUUUGUACUCCGGCAAUUCUUGACGAGUGGUACAGUAAUGCUCGGUUAAUUGAGAGAAUUUCAUUCCUGGAUAAACGAGAAACUAUAUUUCUUCGCAUCGAGCAAUUGUGGAUUGGCAACUGUGAGAAUAAAACCCAAUCAGUUGUGCUCCAAAGCUCGCCGCAUGCGCGUCAACGUGGUAAUCGCUAAUACGUACUACAAAUUGUUAUAUUCCGUAUAUUUGAGAUACGAAAAGUCGAGUUUUGGAAAAUAAUUUUAUUCCCAGCUAAUUGAUAUUCUUCAGUCACAAUUUAUCUCGUUUAGUCUGGCACUACUGUGCAACUGAUUCUAAUUAACAUUCCUGUUGUACAAAAAUAAGCUAUAACUCAGGAACAAGGACAAAUAGGGCAUAUGUUACUAUGACAUUCUUUUCAUUAUUCGCAUGUUCCUAAUCUAUCUCUGACGCGUGUCCCAGAUAUUAGUAUACAUCUUAUACAAACGUAGUCAGAUUUUUCUAGAAGAAUUUUUAGCAUUAAGCGAGGAAUUACUGUAUUACAUUUUUGAGAUACUUUGUGAAAUAACUUUGAAAGUAGUAAUUCUGUGAGAUAACGAAAUAUCGAAAUACUUUUGGAAAUAACCGACGUGUUCAAUGAUAUUUAAUAGUUAAGUAUCUGUUAUCACAAGUAAAUCGAUGUCUCGGUUAUUUCCAAAUAACGUUACGGGAAAUAGAAGACUGAAAUACGAUUUCGAAAAGUUAUUUCUCGUUUUUAUUUAAGGAACAAAUUUGCCCAGGUCUGGUUCCAACUUCGUCGCGGCUCAUUCUCCUUAUUCGGAACACGUGGAUUGUGCAGAGCGUUCUGGAACAAAUGUGAGAGAUAUAACAGACACGCUGGGUAAGUCCUCGAUAAAAGUCACAGAAUCGGGUUGUCUUGGAGACUUUUAACGAGUAUGGUAGGAACUUGUUUCUUUUUUUUUUUUCUUUUUUUUAACUGAAUCCAAGACGAAAAGAGUGAAGGAUAGACCGAAAGCGAGCAAGAUAGAGUAAGCAAAUGCAAAAUAGAAACUGUAAUAUUUUAUAUCGUUUCUUCGUGAGAGCAUUUUUAAUUUUCAAUUAAUUGGUGAGACUGAUAAACAUUAAUAGGGGGAACAUUUUCCUUAAUUUUCAAGCUUAGAUCACGUCUGUUAUUUGUCUGACAUUUGUUCUGGAAUAGCCUUUGCAACUAAAGUCCGGGAUUAAUUUAGAUAAAACUGUGUUUACCAGUGCUUGUGAGUGCAUUUGAUACUUUGUACCUUUCUCCUGUUGUCAAUCAUAGUUGCAGUUUAAUAGAUAACACAGUAUAGAGAUGUUUCACUUGCGUGUAGUCUGUGUCGGUUACCGAUGAUCGGCAAUGACAGCAGAUACAUACAAAGUUUCGCUCGAACGCCGUUAGAUGGCGCUGUUCCCCGAUUGUAAACACUGUUUCAUCUAAUCGUGCUUCUCUGCAAUCAUAAUCAGAAUUUUCGUUCUCGUAAAAACAUCGGUACGGAUGUUUCUUCUUCCUGGAUCGUUGACCUUUCUGCCUUUAAUAUUAGCAACUGAAACAUUUCUUUCGGUUUUUAGCGUAAUUAUUUAUUUUAUUCGUCGAUAUGUGAUCGUUUCACAAAUAUUUUUUUCUUAUUUCGCUUCCGUCCUGAAAUUUCUGAAUUAAUCGAAGAGAAACCUCGGUACCGAUUUAGCAAAAACAAAAACGCGAGAGGAAAAUUCUGAUUACAAUAUUCCUCGAGAUCAUCCAUUUGAAAAUAGCACCGUGAACUCGUGAGGGUCAAACAGUAAAAGAAACGCGUAAAACUUGAUUCUUGUUCUUUCGUUUUUCUCGAAAUGUUUUUUUACUGAUUGACCAGCGAACAACAGAUUUUUAAAGCUCUCUGGAAUUAGGGUACCCGGCCGUUACACCGCGAUUGUCUUUACCCCCUCCCCCUACUUCACAUUUGUUUUCUUGUACAUUAUUUCUUUUUUUUUUUUUUUUUUUUUUUUAUCGAGACGAUACGAAAAAUCUUGGACAUUUUUACACGAUUUAUCAGAGGAAAAAGAAAGGAACUGAAAAUAAGAAAUAUUUAGCUUUUAUUCGGUAAUCUACUAUGUAGUGAUAUGUACAUAAAGGAUAAGCCUACUUCGCGUAGGAAUUUUUGAUAGUUUUUUCUAAUGACUAGUCGACGACUUAGACGUUUAAGUUCAGUCGCUAGUGACCGGAAGUCAUCUUCUAUCAAAAGUUCCUCUGUCUACCAACGCUCUUACACCGUCUCUAUCUAUCCCCCCCCCCCCGCCUCCCCCUCCCCCCUCUUUCAAUCCCUGUCGAUGUAUCGGGAUGUGGAAUUAUGCAAUAUUCGAUUUUUUAGCGAGAAGAACAUUAUAUUACAAAUCCGCUCCGUGACAGUGCUCGUAAUUUUUAGCCUGUCGUGAAUAUGUCCUUUACCCACAUAAUUAUUUUUUUUUUAUUUUUAUUUUUUUUUUAUGUUCGAGCAAAACGAUAAAAAGAAGGAACAGCUAGACGAAACGUAGAGGUUAUACGUGAUUUUUAAAUUCAAAGGAAUUCUGUAUAAUAUUGAGCGCACUGUUGCUGGUGUAUCUUAGAGUAUAUAGAUUUCUAUAGUUCGUAAGCUAGUUUUUCCGUUUCUUUGUAUAUAAAAUACAUAUCUCCUUCAUAGACGAUGUGCUCGAUGUAAAAAAAUGAUCUGCAAAGUCGAAGACAUUGUAGAAUCGUCCGCGGUAGAUUAAAAAAUGGGAUAACGUAGGGAACUAUAGAUGCGUGCGUGUGCGUGUGCGCGGAACAAGUUGAUACGCGAGCCCGAUAUGUGUAUGUAUAUGCCUGUGUAUGACUGGUUGCGUGGAUGACCGGGUGUAUGGGUGUAUGACUCUUGUAUGAAAACGAAGAAAUAAAGUAUAAUACGCCGCAAUCAUACAUUAACCCACCUUAUUGCUAAAAGAAACAGAUGGAAGCGGUAUAUUAAAACUUAUAAAUAUAUACAUAUAUAUUGUAAAUGUAUAUUGUAAAUGUAUCGAUGACAGAUUAAAGCACAGUUUGUUACAAAAUCGUUUUCGCACUGCCGUUCGAAUGAAAUAUUUUAGUAAGUAAUGGUAAUUGACGAUUUCAAGAAACUUCGUUCUUGAAUGGUCUCGCGAAGACACGAUUAUUUAUCGAAGUAAUUAUAAAUACGGGGUGUCCCAAAAAUGUUAUAACACCUUGAAAGGGGCGGUUCAGGGGGUGAUUUAAAACAACUUUUUCCUUAGCGAAAAUGUUGUCCGAGGCUUCGUUGAGGAGAUAUUAACGGAAAACACUGACCAAUCAGAGCGCGAGUAUGCCGAUGGAGCGGUCGUGGGAGCGAAGCUACGCGCUAGGCGGCCACGCUCAUAGGCUACCGUGACCGCUCCAUCGGCAUAUUCGCGCUCUGAUUGGUCAGUGUUUUCCGUUAAUAUCUCCUCAA
Messenger RNA from Hylaeus anthracinus, 11730 nucleotides. Its product is annotated as protein PRRC2C. Gene Ontology annotation, cellular component: CERF complex. Gene Ontology annotation, molecular function: protein binding. NCBI's taxonomy places the organism in Eukaryota, Metazoa, Arthropoda, Insecta, Hymenoptera, Colletidae. The transcript is spliced from 9 exons. The coding region runs from base 1161 to 7892 and encodes 2243 amino acids. The record is from RefSeq and is a predicted model, not a curated record. Gene Ontology annotation, biological process: chromatin remodeling.